Coffea eugenioides is the source of this 3167-nucleotide messenger RNA. Its product is annotated as SNF2 domain-containing protein CLASSY 4-like. The record is from RefSeq and is a predicted model, not a curated record. The coding region runs from base 1 to 3009 and encodes 1002 amino acids. Lineage: Eukaryota; Viridiplantae; Streptophyta; Magnoliopsida; Gentianales; Rubiaceae. Gene Ontology annotation, biological process: gene silencing by siRNA-directed DNA methylation. Gene Ontology annotation, molecular function: ATP-dependent chromatin remodeler activity; ATP binding. The transcript is spliced from 3 exons.
AUGAGGAGGAGGAGGAGGAGGAGGAGGUGGAGGAGGAGGAGAGACACUGUUUACAAGGGUAAGAAUUAUGAUGGGGAAACUGGAAGUAGUGUUAAGAUUUCGCAGGAACAGGGAAAGGGUGAAGAAGUGAUUGCAAAUAAAAUGAACAAAAGGAGGAAAACUGUUGCUAAGGGUAAGAAUGACUGUGAUGAUGGUGAUGGGGGAAGUGGAAGCGAUGUCGUGUUUGUGACUGAAGAAGAUGUCCCUCCAAACUUGAGAUGUAAUUAUGUAAAGGGUAGGAAGCAGUUUUCAUCUAGAGGAAAGAGGGGUAGUAGUGAUGGAAAUACAAGAAGUGAAAGGGUGAACAUGGAGAGUGAACCUUUAGAGAAUGGAGCUCAGGACAAGGGAAAGGGUCUUCUGAUUGACAAUCUUAAUACACUCGACUCAAAAUCCUCUAGCUCUGAAGAGGAUGCUGAUGAUUCUGAUAGAGACUAUAGUGAGGAAGAAUCAAGGAGCUCUAGUACGCAAUCAAACCAUUGGGGUUAUUGUAGUGAGGAUAAACUUGAAGGAGGGAUAGGCAAAGAUGAUGGCUUCAUUCAACUCCCAAGUCCAAAGUCCAGAAAACAGGAACCGGGACUUGGAACAUUAAGAAAGUGCCACCUUCAUGUUUUUGACAGUGAAAGUUUUGAUUCUUCAAGUGAGGAUUCUGAUUCAUCAGAUCAGGUGCCAAAGAAGAAAAAGGAAGGUAGUAGAAUAACUAAGCCCUCUAAGAGAAGAGAAAGAGACGUGGAUUACAUGAAUAUUCUUCUGGGGUCCAUGCUGAAGGAUGAUGAGCAGACAAAGGAAAAUCCAUUUGGUUUUGAAGACAAUGGUCCUACUCAUACACUGCCGUUAAAAUUCAGAUUUGAUGAUGAGGAUCCUGCCCCACCCGAGAAAGAAGACUGGCAGAAAGAAAUUGAUGAUCUUUUUACUGAGAUGGAAAUGUGCCUCACAUUAUCUGCUUCUGACUUUACUGAAUCAUCCAAGGAUGGCACUCAUCAUGUCACUGCAACGGCCAAAUGCCAAGCAGAAUUAUGUCGGUCAGGGAAACAUCAGCUGAUUCUUGAAGAACCAAUUGGAAUCAUAUGCAAAUGUUGUCAAAUUGUCCAUAAGGAGAUGAAGGAGAUUUUUCCUACUCUGAAAAUGGAAACUCCACGAAGACGGGAUUGGGUUGACCUUCGCAGAGGUGAUUGCUUUGGUAUGCAUGAGCUUCAUUUUGAUGACUCAAGCUUUGGAAACUAUUAUACCUCCAUUGACGCUGAAGGCUCUGUCCUGGAUCUUAUUCCAGAACAUAUUAGGAUGUCAAUGUAUAGUCAUCAGCUGGAUGGAUUUGUCUUCUUGUGGAAAAACAUAGUAGGAGAAACCUGUAUUGAGAAGCUGAAAACUGAACUGUCUGAUGAUGGAAGAGGAGCCAUAAUAUCACAUGCCCCCGGCACCGGGAAGACCUGCCUGACAAUUGUUUUUAUUCUGUCAUUGUUGAAAAUGUAUCCAAUGUGCCGACCCGUGAUUAUAGCCCCUACAAGCAUGCUGCUUACCUGGGAAAAUGAGUUCCGAAAAUGGGGACAUAGAAUUCCUUUUCAUAACUUUAAUAGCAAGGAUUUGUCGGGAAAUGAACUCAAAACUGAUGCAGAAUUUCUUCGGAGAGUAGGAAGUCGAAUGACAAAGCUCUACUCGUGGACAAAGGAGAAAAGUGUUCUAGGAAUCAGCUACAAGUUGUUUGAGCAGAUUGCUAGUGGACGGAAGGGAAAAGGAAGUGGUGAAAGGCUUGGGGAAAUCUUUCUUCAACUGCCUGGAUUUGUGGUUCUUGACGAAGGGCACACGCCUCGCAAUCAACAGAGUCUUGUCUGGAAGGUUUUGACAGGAGUUAAGACAAAAAGAAAGAUAAUUCUCUCUGGAACUCCUUUUCAGAAUAACUUUGACGAGUUGUAUAAUACCCUUUGCCUGGUAAACCCAAAGCUUUCUGGUUCAGUGACCUUUGAGAGUUGCAGCAGAAGAUGGCAGCGGAAGAGCAAUGUGGAGAAAGAGAGAUGGGUUUCCUUGACCAAUGCCAUUGACAAGAACUCUGACAAUGCUGUAGAGGAGCUCAAAGCUAUGAUAGAUCCCUUUGUACAUGUACACAAAGGUUCUAUACUAGAAGAGAGUCUCCCUGGUCUGAAGGACACACUUGUUAUUUUGCGGCCAACUGAUGAGCAGAAGGAAAUUCUUCAGCUUAUAUUGGAUGAUUGGAGCAGGUUUGACCAAGUACAUUUGGUGUCACUCAUUUCUGUCCACCCCUCAUUAGCUGCUUUCAGUAAACGCUUCUCUGCCCACAAAGACAGACUAGGGGUACUUGGAUGCAGUCCUUAUGCUGGAGUAAAGACGAAAUUUGCCAUUGAGCUCAUCCGUUUAUGUGAUGCAUCGCAUGAGAAGGUUUUAGUAUUCAGUGAAUUUAUUCACCCUUUGAGAUUCAUAAUGCAGCAGCUGAUGGAUCAGUUAAAGUGGAGGGAAGGCAUAGAAGUGCUGUAUAUGGAUGGAAAAUGUGACGAGAAGAAUCGUCAGUCAUCAAUUAGUUCUCUGAAUGAUGCCUCUAGUAAGGUGAAAGUUCUUUUUGCAUCCACAAAAGCUUGUUCUGAAGGAAUAAAUCUAAUUGGGGCUUCAAGAGUUGUUUUGUUAGAUGUCGUUUGGAAUCCUUCAGUUGAAAGGCAAGCAAUAAGCAGAGCAUAUAGGCUUGGCCAAAAGAAGUUUGUGUAUGUUUAUCAUUUGAUAACUUCUGGGACCUUGGAGGUUGAAAAGUAUGCUCAACAAGCGAACAAAGAUCGCUUGUCUGAGUUGGUAUUUUCUUCUCGAGUUGGGCAAAGUAACAAGUCUAGAAUCUCAUCUGUUUUCGAAGAUAAAAUCUUGGAAGGAAUGCUUGACAACAAAAUGCUGAAUGAUAUCUUUGAGAAUGUUAUUCACCAGCCAAAGGGAUCUAAUGUAUUUGCAAACUUCAAUUAUGUUGAGCACAAGCAUUAGCCAAAAGACCUUUUGCUGCUGUAUCUCUCAUUGGUUGUUGAUACUGUAUCCUAUUGUUUGGGAGCUCCAGUGACCUUUCUUCUGGUAGCUUUUGAAACUUGCUGCACUUUGUCAUUGAGUAUACUCUGGUAGUGAUAUGAAACUUGUUCUAUGUUUUA